Molecule: messenger RNA, 603 nt
Organism: Salvia splendens (bonfire salvia)
Lineage: Eukaryota; Viridiplantae; Streptophyta; Magnoliopsida; Lamiales; Lamiaceae
Product: auxin-responsive protein SAUR50-like
Exons: 1
Coding region: 104-415 (103 amino acids)
Biological process (GO): response to auxin
Source: RefSeq, a predicted model, not a curated record
UCUACGAAGCUUCAUUCUUCAUCCCUCCCUCUAAAUCACGUAUAAAAUCCCAUCACUUUCCCUCCACAACCAACUCUUCAAACACAUCAACAAACAACAAUUAAUGGCACCACCUCACAGGAGAAGUGCCCUCAAAUACUUGGUCAAAAAGCUGUCCAGAAGAGUAGACGCGUGCGAGGAAACGGUUCCACACGAUGUCAAGGAAGGCCAGUUUGCUGUCGUUGCUAACAAGGGCAAGGAGAAGCCUACACGGUUCGUUCUCGAGCUGUCUGUUCUCAAACACCCGCCGUUCCUGAGGCUGCUUCAGCUGGCUGAAGAUGAGUUCGGGUUUCAGCACGAUGGCGCCCUCAACUUGCCUUGCCAGCCCGAGGAGCUGCACAGGAUUCUGCAAGACAGGCUCUGCUCAUUAGUUUGAUAUUGUUCACUUUGGCUGGAGUCAAAUCCCGCGCGGAUUCGUUUUUGGGUCACCCCAAAAUGCCUCAAACUAAUUAUGGGUCGAUAACACUUAUAUACCAAUCCAAUUUACCUCACUCAUCUAAAGUGGGAUGGAUUUGUAACUUUUUUUUUUCUGAAAGGAAAAUACACACUCCUCAUUCAAGUCAA